Molecule: messenger RNA, 1392 nt
Organism: Sitophilus oryzae (rice weevil)
Lineage: Eukaryota; Metazoa; Arthropoda; Insecta; Coleoptera; Curculionidae
Product: glyoxylate reductase/hydroxypyruvate reductase-like
Exons: 8
Coding region: 242-1291 (349 amino acids)
Cellular component (GO): cytosol
Molecular function (GO): hydroxypyruvate reductase (NADH) activity; glyoxylate reductase (NADPH) activity; hydroxypyruvate reductase [NAD(P)H] activity
Source: RefSeq, a predicted model, not a curated record
ACUUUACUUCGUGUAUUAGGUACUGCCACAAUGGUACUGCUUAUUAUGUGCCUUUUACUCACUUACAACACAUUACCAUAACCAGAAAGCGGUAGUCAAGAGAUAUUAUUAACCUUCGAUGGCAGGUCAUUUUUAACUUCUUUUCAAACAAUAACAAAACCUUUUACAACGGUUAUAUUGUUAAAUUUGUGAAUUUUAUAUUAUUCUUGUGGCUUGUUUGUGGUGUUAUUGAUUAUUAAAAAUGAGAUGUAUUAUAGGUAAUAAGGUGUUGUAUGUUGCAGUGCUGUUCUGCUUAAGCAAGAUUGCGUGUGCCGAAAACAUGGCGCUGAAAAAAGUGUUUAUAGCUAAUCCGUCAGUGCCCAGAGUAGCCUAUAACAUUUUUGAGAAUUUUGUAGAAGUCAUUACAUCAUCUGGUUAUGACAGAGAAUCUAUUAUAAAAGGUCUGUCAGGCGCAAAUGUUGAUGCUCUGUUCUGGGCUGGAGGUGUCAAGUUAGAUAAAGAAAUUUUAGAUACAGCAGGUCCCCAAGUAAAAGUUGUAGGUACAAUGUCAGCUGGAUACAAUCAUAUAGAUACAGCCCUAUUAAAAGCAAAAGGAAUUGUAUUAGGAAAUACACCACGGGUCUUAGAUGAUGCAGUAGCUGAUGUAGCGCUCCUUUUAGCUAUGUCAGCUUCUAGGAGAUAUACGGAAGGUCGAAGGCACAUCGAAGAGGGAACGUGGAUUAACUUUUUCAACACACAAUGGAUGUUAGGUCAAGAUAUUAGCGGAUCUACUGUUGGCAUUGUUGGAUUAGGAAAUAUUGGACAGGCAAUAGCGAAGAGAUUAAAGGGAUUUGGCGUGGCAAAGAUUUUAUAUACUGGACAUAGAGAAAAGCCAGAGGGAAAAGAACUAGGAGCUCAGUUUGUUAAUCAAGACACGUUAAAUAGAGAGAGCGACUUUAUCUUUUUGGCUGCACCACUUACUAACGAAACUAAUCAAAUGUGCAAUGCAGAUUUUUUUUCGAAAAUGAAGAAAACUGGAAUUAUAGUAAAUAUUAGUAGGGGACAAUUGAUUGAUCAAGCUGCUUUGAUCAAAGCUUUAAAAGAUGGUGAAAUAUUUGCAGCCGGUCUUGAUGUUAUGGACCCAGAACCUCUAAAUAGGGAUAGUGAAUUAUUGAAAUUAUCUAAUGUUGUGUUGACGCCCCAUAUUGGUAGUGCCACAAACAACACCCGAAACGCAAUGGCAGAACUGACUGCUAAGAAUAUUUUGCGUGGAUUAGGCGGAGAAGAAAUGUUCACUCCUGUCAAACUCUAAUGAAUUACUUUUUAUCUAAUGAAUGUGAAUGUUACAUAAUAUUUUUUCUUCUUGUUCAUAAUAUCUUUGUUAUUAUUAAAAUAAAUAAUCUCUUAAUUUUG